This is a messenger RNA of Aspergillus homomorphus CBS 101889, 1047 nucleotides long. RefSeq lists its product as uncharacterized. The coding region runs from base 1 to 1047 and encodes 348 amino acids. The transcript has a single exon. Lineage: Eukaryota; Fungi; Ascomycota; Eurotiomycetes; Eurotiales; Aspergillaceae. The record is from RefSeq and is a predicted model, not a curated record.
AUGGCCCGUCUGUGUGUUCCUUCGUUUCCCUCUCCCCCCUCCUCUCUUCGUUCCGCCCUGCUCUCCUCCUCUUCUUCCUUCAAGAAGGAUCUGGUACGUCCUUCUUGUCGGUCCGUUCCCUCGUCCUCCUCCUUCUCCUCCGUCGGCCUUCGCCAUCACAUUCCUUUGACAGCCAGCCGAGGCGUCCGUUCGGUUGUGGGUAUGCAGUCAGCCCCGCUGCAGCCUACUGUGCCCAAGGUGAGCACGUCCAUUCCUUCUGCUGUUUUGGAGAAGCCUGCCCCCAGGUAUCUGCGGCGCCAUGUGCCCAGAGAGCCCCACGUUCCUUCUUCUGCGCCCACUCAGGGUGCGUCCUCUCGUUCUUCUGUGUCCUCUAAGGGCACGUCCACUCGUUCCUCUGUCUCCUCUUCUUCUUCUUCUUCUUCUUCUUCGUCGUCGUCGUCGUCUGCUUCCUCUGCUGCACCCUCUCAGGGUACGUCCUCUCGUUCUUCUGUGUCCUCCAAGGACACGUCUACUCGUUCUUCCUCCCGUCCCUAUGUGAGAACCACUUCAUGUGGUUUGGUCGUUCGUUCUUCUGUGCCCUUUAAGGACACGUCCUCUCGUUCUUCUGUGCCCUCUCAGGGCACGUCCUCUCGCUCUUUUGUGCCCUCUCAGGGCACGUCCUCUCGUUCUUCCUCCCGUCCUUAUGUUAAGACCACUGCAAGUGGUUUGGUCAUUCGUUCUUCUGUGCCCUUUAAGGACACGUCCUCUCGUUCUUCUGUGCCGUCUGAGGGCACGUCCACUCCUUCUGUGAGCCCUCGGGCCACGUUCACUCGUUCACGGUCAAGUGAGGUUCUGAAUCGCCUUCGGGAGAAGCGAGCCAACUUCCGGGCCAGAGCUCAGCAGCCUCGGGCUCCUGUGGAGGCCACCCUUGCAUCAAACGCAGUUAAGUCUGCGGUUCGUAAGGGCAAAUCCAAGGAGAGGAAGAGUGUCUCCUUCAAGGAGACCACGUCAGUCGUUACUGUCGACCGGUGGAUUAUCCCCGGAAUAGAUGUGUGGACACACAUCUGA